AUGUCUGGCACAACUGAGGCUUUGUUGGAACAUCUUAAACAGAAGGCGUUAGGCUGCAGUGAUACUGCAUGGCUGCAAGCUUGUUUGGAGUUCGCCCCUAAACCCUCGGGUCUAAUUGAAGUAGAGGAAGAAGAAGGAGCAGAGUUACAGGAGGAGUUAAUAAUGGAGGAGGGAACGGGAUAUUCUCCUCUGAAAAUUAAAGGGCCAGUACAAGCAGAAAAAUCUGGUUUUAGCGACCCCUGCAGGAUUUGUGAGACAAGAACGAAAAGGUCCAGGGAAACUUUCUCAACGUCUCCAAUAAAGAACAAGAAAAGGAUGUGGAAACAAGCAGAAAAUACAAACAAAAGAAGAAGAAUAAAGAGGCUGAGGACAGACCUAGGCUAUUCGAAGAAAGCGAAGCGGCUCAGGAUAUCUCGGGUUGCAGUCAUGAGCUGG
Messenger RNA from Pelobates cultripes (western spadefoot toad), 435 nucleotides. NCBI's taxonomy places the organism in Eukaryota, Metazoa, Chordata, Amphibia, Anura, Pelobatidae. The record is from the annotation of a GenBank genome assembly.